GAUCAUUUACAGAACGACACAUUUCGUCGCUGUCUCUUUUCUCAACAUGAUUCAAAUGCAACAUUUUCAGUUAUGGAUUUUACUGCUGCUUCAAGUAAUAGCACUGCCAUUUUAUGCGUCCGCAACUGGUCUUGGUGUUCUGUCAAUUUUAAAGCCAACCAUCCUUGGGAGGAAUAUCACGUUGCAGCUCAAUCUAUCACAACCGCUCAAAUCGGAGCAGUUCGCUGAGUGCGCAUUGAAAAUAAUGUUUGAUGGACAGAAAACGCUACAGACAAUCAACAAUUCAUAUAGCAGGUUCGAAAACGACGGGGUGAAGAUGAUUGAGAUAGAUAGAGCGAGUGUGAACAAAAGCUGGGAAAAGGCUUUUCUUCACGUUGACUGCAAUAAGAACAAAGUGUCGAACUACGUCCUUCUAGAAUUUCAAGGCGACAGACCUGUACUUGGUCCCCUAUGCGCAGGGCUUAACUGUACCUACUGCCUCUGUGUCAAACCCGGAGACAAGAUUAAAUGUAUUACGUCUAGCACCAAGGUCACGCUGUGGAUUGGCAACAGAACACUACAAGGAACAUCAGUUGACAGCGAUUACACAUAUAUAUCACACGAUGCCAUCAUGGAGGAAGACCAUCAGAUAACAGCCAUAUGUUCAGCAACCUAUGACAACAACUCAGUUCUUAACACGUCUGCAUUCGUUUACGUUUACAUACCUCCGAAAGACUUCGUGCUGUUUGUACCAGAAUUACUAGAAGACAGCCAUGUGAACAUAACGUGUAUUGCCCGCAGAGGAAGACCAUCACCGAUGCUAGAAAUGUACUUGGAUGGCGAGAACAUCACAGGUGUGUCUCAACAUGACGUUUUUGAUGAGAACACUAGCACAUACACAAGUGUAUCCACUUUGAGAUGGGCUAACAGAACGUGGGACAAUAAGAACAUUACUUGCAGGCUGUUUGUCAGAAAACCGGACGGUAAAUACGUAUUUGAGAGAUCGACGAGCACAACGGUGAAUUAUAAAUACCGACCGGCAAUUCUAAGCGUGUAUGUGAACAAGACAUGUGGACAUUCUGAGGAGGUUUGCUUAACGUGUUUCGUAAGAGGCAAUCCACUUGCCAACAUCUCUCUAAGAAGACCUGGGCAAAACAUUGCAAUCAUUGAGUGUCUGAACACCACUGAGUGUAACAUAAAAAUAUCAAAGUCUGCUAUCAAAUCGUCAGAAUAUGAAUGCAUGGCUUCAAACUUGAUUGGAACGGCACGCCAGACAAUCACCAUUCAAGACGAUUUAAAAGGAAAAGAAACACACAAUACCACAGAGGUUUCGAAUCUGCUGAAGUCCGUUAUGAUCGGAGUGGGAGUUUCUGUGAUGGUCGUAUUUACAGUAAUAAUUAUGCUCGUCAUCAGGGAAUUUAGAAGACGCAAAGAAAGUAUUCCGAAAUUGAUUCCAAUGAACACACAGGUAGAAGACACACCACUUCAACAAUUAGGACACGGACACCCAGACUUAACUAUUGCAGAAGAAGUAACUGCAACAAUUGAACAUCACUAUGACGAAAUCAAGGACGAACUUGGAGCUACACAGGCUUUAAAUCAGCAAACAAUUGUAAAUGAACAGAUUGCACACGCCAACAUCCAUUUCUCUGCAACGAUUGAACACAACUAUGAAGAUAUCGAGGACGAACUUGGAGCCACACAGGUUUUAUGUCAUCAAAGAAUUGUAAAUCAACAGGUGACACCAAAUGUGCGACCAUGCCGGGACCCAAUGUGUAUACGUAACCUGGAAGGCGCUGUUCGUUUUGAAAGCUCAAAACAACCCUUUGAACUAAAACCAAUAAAUUCGUUAGCCAAUCCGGCGGCUUAUGAAGUUCUGAAGAGAUCUGAUAGUGAUCCAGGUCACAAAUAUACGAGUCUGAAGCCUCGUUGUACAUCAUUGCUUGAGGAAAAUUAUGUUAAUAUAAUAUAGCGUAUAUCACGUAUGCGUGUGCGCACGUUAUUGAGCAUGAAAGCGUAUGCGAAUGAGCAUGUGUUUAUAUUUUCGAGCGUGCUUGCAAGUUCAUGUUUGUGCGUGCGUGCGUGCGAGGGGGUGGGCGCAUGAUAAUUUCUUUAUUACAAAACAAAGCAUUUGAAUAACUGAAAAUGUGAACACAAUAAUUUGCCAGUGAAUGCUAUCAUUUUGUUUUAAUCUGUUCUUAAUUAAGUUUUCUUAAUAAAGAACGCAUAUUCUAGAAACAAUUUUACAUUUUCGUAGCAUCGCAAUUUAAAUUGCGAUAAAUGAUAAGAUUAUUGUGUUUUUUUUACGCCUUUUUAAAAUUUUAUAUGGUGUCUUAUGUCUUAUUUUUCAUAAGUAUUUUAAUAUUAUUUGAUUAAUUUCUAAAGCAUGGGGCUUGUAUUUGAUUAAAUUUUCCUGGUAAGGCAAGACAUUUUUAAUACAUCUUUAAUGUGUUUUUUGUGACACUUUUGGCAGGAGAAAGAUUUAAAAAUAAGAUUUUUUUAAUGUGGCAUACGGAAAAAAUGUUGUUUUUUUUAAAAAGAACUCAUCACAAAUCAUCAGACAUUUCAUUCAAUCAUAAGGGAAUAAACAAUUGUACAUUAGCAAAAUAAUCCAUGCGUGCUUAAAAAAAACGGGUUUUACUCUGAAUAUAUUACUAUCUAUGUUGCCUUACUAAUCGACCAAUCCCUGAAACUGUGUUGUUUAUAUCAACGACUUUCAAGCUACAUACAUGUAUUGUUCUUUUGUAAAUUUCGUUAACAUAAUACUCAAUUUACGGCAUUGUUCUGUGUUUAGGAUAGUUACAUUAAAGAAAAACAUCUUACAAUAUUGAAUUGUUAAAUUGUUAGCCUGAAAUGCAAUAGAGCACGUAUUCGAUAUCGUUUUAUCAACUGAAGACCUCAAACAGAAAUAUUUUCAUAAUAUUAUACCAGUCUACUGUGAUUGUAACAAUCAUUUAUUGUUCAUUAUUUUAUGUUUAUCAAGCAUUUAAGUCCGUUUAGGCACGUUUUGUAUUGUAUGUAAUGCAUCGCCAAAUGUAUAAUACAUGUUCACCGGGACACUUUAACCUGAAUAUCUCGAAAGCUGCAAGUAGAAGGGGUUCACGCUGAUGUCUGAACCAUGAAAGGAGCGGUUGGUAAAGGGACGUGAAUUUCACUAUGAGAGAAAUAAAGAAUCUGUUAUCAGCAUGUAAUUAGUGUGUCGUAUGUUUUUGUUGUUUGUGAAAUGCAACCCUUUCCUCCCGCAAUGGGCACUUCGAACUCCGAAAUUCGAGCCAACGUAUAUAAAACAUUUUAAAACGCAAAACAUCUGCACACAUUAAUUGUAUUCUAUUGAUAUAAUUAUCAUUUUUUUGUGUGAUUUUAGCAUGUAUUUACCCUAACAACCUGACCGACCUUGCUGAUUGCGGGAAUUAAGGGUGAAAUAUAUUUUGAAGGCGGCUGCCCAUCCCAUACCAAAUAAUAUUGUUUGCUCUGAGCAAGAGGUGUAAUUGUACAAAAUGUCCGUUUUAAAGUAUUUUAACGAAACGUGUGUAAACUAUUUACUUGAAGCAUAUUUUUCUUCAAUAUUUUUAAUAUAUUGAGAAAGGUUGCGUUUAGUGGUGUCUGCAAACAUUGUCAGAGGCCGUUGUAGAAAACAACCUCGUUUGGCUUAAACGAUCCUAGAUCGGAUGGCUCCAUUCGCAGGCCACUUAACAUAUCCGCUGCAAUGAUUUUAAAACGUACACGUUUUAUUUUUAUUUACUUUAAUUAUGCAGAACAAACAUAUUUGUGCGUUCUAUAUUGUUUUCAUCACUUAUAAAGUGAAAAUUAUCCGGAGGUCAGAAAUUCGGAUAUAGAUAUUUAACAAAUUGUUUGCUUGUUCAUGAUGUAAUAUUUUCUGCCUGAGGGUCGUAUGGUAUAAUGACUCUUGCUAUUCAUCCGCCUGUCUGCCUGUCCGUCUGAAGUUAAAUUAUAUUUUUCUACCAAUUAUUGUGUCAUUGUGAGAAUUUUAGUUCAAUUUUCAACUUUACAGUUUUAUUUUCCUAGAUAAUUCAUACACGAUAAAUUUAGAAAUAAAAUAUUUAAUUAAUAUCUGAACAGUCAGUUCCAACGGUAAUUAGUAUACAUUUCUCAGUCUUUUAGAUUCAAAGUUGAUAAAAUAUGUUUAUGUGUAAAGAGCAGAUGUGCAAGACAUCUUUGUCAUGCCCUAUCAUCCACACGUUCUUGUCAGAGUUAUAUGUGGUACAACUUAUCCAAUUGUAUUCAAACAAUUUUAAUAGUUUGCAUUUUGAACUUGUUCUACAUUUCAUAAGCUAUUGAUAUGCAGCUUGAAAAAUGCAACCACCAUUCAGUAUGCAAAUGCGGGCAUGCUUUCAUGCCCAGUAAACCAUUUGCCCCAGAAUUGUGUAUUCAUUUUAAUUUCAAAAGCAUCACUUGUGCAAAGAGUAGUACAGAUCUGCUGUUUUGUCUGUGACAAACCACUUGUUACAUAUGUUGUUUUCAAUAUUGUACCAUUUACCUUAACCAGUUUUUGAUUCAAGCGUAGGGUUAUUAGUUGGAUCCCAAAACUGAAAUGUGUAUUGAACACAGUCAAAGGAUUUCUCCAUGCUAACAUCACAACUUUCAUUUUAAACGCAAAGCUAUUACACAAAAUGUAAACAAAAAAGAACAAAAAUGAAAAUUUAACUAGUCCAUUUAGUGUAUAUAAAAUGCAUCGAUUAAUUUAGGCAUAAUGUUUAAUGUUUAUGUAUGUGUUUGUCUGGUUUAAAAUAAUUAUUGUUCAUUGCGUGUUAUUUAAAUAAAGAUUUGGUUUUGGCCCUUUUCGUGUGUAUUUUCUUUGCUUAUUUUAAUUUAAAGAAUUUGUGAUAGCAUGUGAGUAACAAAGGUACGAUGUCUUGCACUGCUAUUAUUUACAAGGCUUAUUGUGGAUUAAAAACGUAUCGGUAUUUUAAGCUUUGAUGGAACAUGUAUACUAUGUUGACGAUGUUAUUUAUCUUAUACGCACACUUUUCUAUCUUGUGAGUGUGAUUUUAAUCAAGUUGUGAAACCAUCUUGAUUUACCAGAGAGAAUAAGUUACUUUAAUUUGAAACUAUUUACAUCAUUACUUGCAAAGCAAAUUAUUAUGUAUAUGUAGUCUAUAUAUGUAUGUUUUAUACACAUUUCAAGUUUAACCGCAUGCCUUUUACGUCGAUUUAUUGAUAACUAAUAUUACCCUUUGUUUCCGGCUACAGAUAAAAUAUAAGGUAAUACUUUUAAAAUUUCAAUGCAUUAAUAAAUGUUGUUGUUGUA
Messenger RNA from Dreissena polymorpha, 5248 nucleotides. RefSeq lists its product as uncharacterized. The record is from RefSeq and is a predicted model, not a curated record. NCBI's taxonomy places the organism in Eukaryota, Metazoa, Mollusca, Bivalvia, Myida, Dreissenidae. Gene Ontology annotation, biological process: cell-cell adhesion. Gene Ontology annotation, molecular function: cell adhesion molecule binding. The coding region runs from base 47 to 1951 and encodes 634 amino acids. The transcript has 11 exons. Gene Ontology annotation, cellular component: cell-cell junction.